AUGAGGCCUCCAACAUCGCUCAUCGUCCUAUCGACCCAUAUGUCGAAAGUCAUAUAUAAUCAUCGUCUUGAAACUAGGUUAAUCUGUUGACCAAAACAUUACUUUGAAUUAUCCUUGAUAAAACGACAUCGAGAGCACAAAUAAUUUAAGAAGAGUUAUAGGAUUUAUUAACUUACGAAUUAAAUUAACAAAUUAUUAAUGAAGACUACAGCGCAUCAGAGGUUAGUCAUGGUCGGCGACCGGGAUGGGCUGAAAGAAUUAUUAAGGCGUAGACUGGUCGAGUGUGGGUGGCGAGAUCAAGUGAAGUUGAUCUCGAGGGAACUGGUAAAGGAACAUGGUCAUGACAUCACUUACGACACGUUGCUGUCCACGGUGACAACCAGGGCUCGCUCGCUCGUACCAGAUUCUGUGAAGAAGGAGCUGCUGCAGAAAAUUAAAACUCAGUUGAUGGCCCAAGAGGAGAAACUCAAGAUCGUUACGGAUCGUUAAGACUUUUUUUUAAUUGCUAUUCAAUUUCGACGAAAUUUUUCAUCACUACAAUUACGUGGUAUACUUUCAUGAAAAUGUAUAUUAUAAUAACAAUCUUAUCACAAAUUACAUUUCCUGAUCGUUCAUUAGUUCAUGAAGUAAUUAUGUGAGGUGACGUGUGAAUGAUGUACAAUUGACUUGGAUAUUUCCAUAUUGGUAAUGUGUACGUUUGAUGAAUUAUAUAUUUAAAAACUGUACAAUAUGUAAAUAAAACAUGGCUUUAUUUUAUAUCAAAUU
Ooceraea biroi (clonal raider ant) is the source of this 765-nucleotide messenger RNA. It is a transcript of the gene e(y)2, whose product is annotated as enhancer of yellow 2. Gene Ontology annotation, biological process: mRNA export from nucleus; positive regulation of DNA-templated transcription. NCBI's taxonomy places the organism in Eukaryota, Metazoa, Arthropoda, Insecta, Hymenoptera, Formicidae. Gene Ontology annotation, cellular component: SAGA complex; nuclear pore. The record is from RefSeq and is a predicted model, not a curated record. Gene Ontology annotation, molecular function: transcription coactivator activity.